Molecule: messenger RNA, 1111 nt
Organism: Micropterus dolomieu (smallmouth bass)
Lineage: Eukaryota; Metazoa; Chordata; Actinopteri; Centrarchiformes; Centrarchidae
Product: histone H1-like
Exons: 1
Coding region: 327-932 (201 amino acids)
Biological process (GO): nucleosome assembly
Cellular component (GO): nucleosome
Molecular function (GO): DNA binding; structural constituent of chromatin
Source: RefSeq, a predicted model, not a curated record
GCGCCGGUCGCGACGGUGAAUGUGUGAAGUUUGGAGGCUCCGCGAACCAAACGCAGAGCGCAUCAGAGCUGAACAUGACUUCAGUAUGAAGAGACACCAGUCCGCUACCGGCUCCUUCACCGGCAGCCUGCGGCUCUUCUCCCACAUUUAGUUCGGAGCCUUUUAUCGGUGCAGAGAAAACACAAGUGGCGGCGUUCAGCCCGCACCGAGCGGCCGCGAGCUGGGCUGAGUCUCCACGGUUCUCACGGUGUGUUUAAGUGCAGCCUGCUGCUCGGAGCCUCCAUCAUUCAGACUCUCGUGUUAUCGUGAGGAGAAACAAGCGGAACAUGGCAGAAGUAGCUCCAGCCGCCGUCGCCGUCGCCGCUCCGGCCAAAGCGGCCAAGAAGAAGGUGUCCAAGCCGAAGAAGGCCGGUCCCAGCGUCGGGGAGCUCAUCGUUAAGGCCGUGUCCGCGUCCAAGGAGCGGAGCGGCGUGUCCGCGGCCGCCCUGAAGAAGGCUCUGGCUGCCGGAGGCUACGAUGUGGAGAAGAACAAGGCCCGCGUCAAGACCGCCAUCAAGAGCCUGGUGGUGAAGGGGACUCUGGUCCAGACCAAGGGGACCGGGGCCUCGGGCUCCUUCAAGAUCAACAAGAAGGCGGAGACCAAGCCCAAGAAGGCGCUGAAGAAAGCCGCUCCUAAAGCCAAGAAGCCCGCAGCGAAGAAACCCGCAGCGGCCAAAAAGCCCAAAGCAGCGGCAGCCAAGAAGCCGGCAGCCGCCAAGAAGUCUCCCAAGAAGGUCAAGAAGCCCGCAGCGGCCAAGAAGGCGGCCAAGAGCCCCAAGAAAGCUACCAAGAGCCCCAAGAAGGUGGUGAAGAAGGCCCCCGCAGCCAAGAAGACCCCCGUCAAGAAGGCCGCCAAGCCCAAAGUGAAGAAGGCUGCAGCCAAGAAGAAGUGAGCUGCUUCAACACCAACAACGUCCCAACAAAAGGCUCUUUUAAGAGCCACCACAUCUUCCUCAAAGAGCCUGUUCACACUCAUUAACAGCACAUCAUACAGUGAUCGUUAUAUUAGGAUUUAAGAACAUGGGGGGGAAACAUUAAUAUAAAUUAAUUCAUUUUAAAUUAAAAAUAUAGA